AUGGCGCUGCAGCAGGGCGACGACGUUAGUGUCAGGCCGCUGCUGCAGCCGGAGCCGCAGGAGGUGCUGCAGCAACAGCAGCAAGGACAUGCUUCGCGUCUUGGCCGCCAGCGGGAGCAGCAGGAGCAGCAGCAACAGCAGCAGCAGCAAGUGCAGCAUCGCCAACGGCCUCAUCAGCACAUACGAAGUUGGAGGCCGCAGCCUGGGCAUCCCUCCGACUCCCAGCAGAGUCUGCAGCAGCAGCAGCACCACCACCACCACCAGCAACGGGCGCCGAGGCAGCAGCACGAACGACAACAAGAGCAGCAGCAGCAGCAGCAACACCCGCAGGAACAGGAAGGACAUGGGCCAUUCGAGAAGCAGGAACCCCAGCAGCAGCUGCAGCGGCAGCACCAGAUUCAGCAGCCACUGCAACGGCAACAGACGCAGCAGCGGCAGCAGCAGAGGGAGCAGCGAGAUUUAAAGCGCCAGCAGCAGCAACUGCGACGGCAGCAGGAGCAGCAGAAGACGCAGCAGCAGCAGCAGCAGCAGCAACCGCCAGAUCGACCUGAAUCAGGUUCUGCGACGCCGCGUCAGCAGAGGGAGGAGCGGCGGCAGCAGCAGCAACCACAGCAGCAGCAGCAGCAGCAGCGACCCCAGCAGCGGCUCCAAGAAUGCUGGAGGACUGUAGACGAACAAAAGCAACAGGAGCAGCAGCAGCAGAAGGAACAGCAGCAGCAGCCGCGUCGGCAACAGCAAGUGCAGCGGGAGCAGCAGCACCAGCAUCACCGCCAACAACAGCGACAGCAGCAGCAACAGCAGCAAAAUCAGGAUCAGCAGAGUGAGCAGCGGCAGCUAACAAAGAGGCAGCUGCAGCGGGCUUCGAGCCGGCAGCAGGAGCAGCAGCAGCAGCAGCCGCAGCCGCCGCAGCAGCAGCAGCAACCACAGCAGGCACAGCAGCGUCACCAGCAGCAACAGCCGCAGCAGCCUCAGCAGUUUCAGCAGCCGCAGCAGCCGCAGCAGCGUCAGCAGCAGCAGCAACCAAAGCAGACACAGCAACGCCAGCAGCAGGAGCCACAAUCGCAGGAUUCACAACAUCGUCAGCAGCAGCCACAGCAGCUGCAGCUGCAGCUGCAGCAGCCACAGCAGGGACGGCGGCGUCAACAGCAGCAACCCCAGCAGGCGCAGCAGCGCCAGCAGCAGCAGCAACCCCAGCAUCCGCAGCAGCGUCAGCAGCGGCAGCAGCAACCUCAUCAGCCUCCACAAGGUCAGCAGCCUCAGAAGCAGCAGCAACCGCAGCAGCGCCAACAGCAGCAGCAGCAGCGUCAGCAGCAGCAGCAGCGUCAGCAGCAGCAGCAGCGACAGCAGCAGAGUGCGCCGCAGUCCGGCGUCUGUCUGCAGUUUAGGGGCCGCGUGCUGCGUCUGCUUCAGCGGGACGAAGCUCUGGAGCAAGGGGGCUCGAAGAGCCUGCAGCGGCUGCCGCAGCAGCAGCAGCCGCAGCAGCAGCAGCGGCAGCAGCAGCAAGUGCUGCGGGUGGUUAGCUUUGCGGAAGGCACUGCUGCAGCUGGCUGUGUUGCUGCAGCAAACGAGCAGCCACCAGACCUGAAGCUGCGGAAGCUCUUGCUGAGCCACUACUUGCAGUCCUACAGUGAAGAUUUGCUGAGCCUGUACUGCUGCUGCUUGCUGCCGCUGCCGUUUCUGGGGGCGCUGGAGCGGGGGAGUUUGGUGCUGCUGGAGCCCCUGGUGCAGCGCAGCAGCAUAAAGCGAAAAGUGGACCUGUCCCUUUUGCUGCGGGGAGCAGCAGAAGCAAAACUGAAGCUGCAGCUGCUGGGGACUCUUCGCCACUUGGCCGUCCCAGGCACAGCAUUUCCUUCCCUCAUUGCUGUCAGGCCCAAGCGAGAGGCAGUGGACUUCGUGCUGCGGGUGCUGCUCCUGUUCUGCCGCAUCGACAUUGCUGCUGCCCCCGGGGCCCGCAAAAACGAAGCUUUUCGCCUGGAUGUCAGCAUCACAGACUUCGUGUAUGUGGGGUCGCUGCUGGAGAAGCUGCAGCUGCAGCUGCAGCAGCUCGACGCGCUGCAGCAGCAGGCGCUGUGGGCGGUUGUGAAGUGCGCUGUGGAGCGCCGGCGAGUGGCCAAGUCCUUUGUCGACAGAUUUGCGUAA
Messenger RNA from Eimeria tenella, 2139 nucleotides. RefSeq lists its product as uncharacterized. Bases 1 to 2139 code for a protein of 712 amino acids. The record is from RefSeq and is a predicted model, not a curated record. The transcript is spliced from 3 exons. NCBI's taxonomy places the organism in Eukaryota, Apicomplexa, Conoidasida, Eucoccidiorida, Eimeriidae.